AUGGCACAAUUCAAACGCCACCUUCGGGACCAAUGGAUAGCAGAAGACUGCGUGAGCACCGUUGACGACGACAAUGAUGACAACUGGAUGUCUCCCACCGCCAAGGUCAAUUGCAUUCGAUAG
This is a messenger RNA of Aphanomyces invadans, 123 nucleotides long. RefSeq lists its product as hypothetical. The record is from RefSeq and is a predicted model, not a curated record. The transcript is spliced from 2 exons. Bases 1 to 123 code for a protein of 40 amino acids. Lineage: Eukaryota; Oomycota; Saprolegniomycetes; Saprolegniales; Verrucalvaceae.